AUGAGAUUCGGUACAUCGAUUAGCUUUGUCCUAUUAGCAAUCUUCGCGACUGUGUACUGCGAACAAUUACAAGGAGGUCAAAAGCACGGGACUUACGCAGGAAGAUCAAUCACCGAUCAAGAACCCUUACCAUCUUCAAGUCGACUUCGAUAUCGUCGAAGCAUGUACCCCGCAAGCUUACAGGCUCGUCAGUUCCCCACCAUGGGUGGUGGACAAGGUAGCGGGUUCGGUGGCGGUGGUUUCGAUUUGAAAUCAAUGUUCGAGGGAUUCAUGAAAAUGAUCACUGGAGGUGCUGGCGGAGGCGGUGCUGGAGGUGGUGCUCCUCCUGCUCCUCCUGCUACUGGAGGUGAUACUACUAGUACUCCUCCUGCUGCAAGUGAUACUCCACCGGCCGGAGAUGAUAGUCCACCACCAGCGGCCGACGCUGGCUCAUCAGACAGCUCUUGA
This is a messenger RNA of Melampsora larici-populina 98AG31, 447 nucleotides long. RefSeq lists its product as uncharacterized. Lineage: Eukaryota; Fungi; Basidiomycota; Pucciniomycetes; Pucciniales; Melampsoraceae. The transcript has 4 exons. The record is from RefSeq and is a predicted model, not a curated record. Bases 1 to 447 code for a protein of 148 amino acids.